This is a messenger RNA of Penicillium verhagenii, 2016 nucleotides long. RefSeq names its product putative ATP dependent RNA helicase. Gene Ontology annotation, molecular function: ATP binding; RNA binding. The record is from RefSeq and is a predicted model, not a curated record. Lineage: Eukaryota; Fungi; Ascomycota; Eurotiomycetes; Eurotiales; Aspergillaceae. Gene Ontology annotation, cellular component: intracellular anatomical structure; catalytic step 2 spliceosome. The transcript is spliced from 3 exons. The coding region runs from base 1 to 2016 and encodes 671 amino acids.
AUGGCUUCAGAUCAGGAUUUCACGACUUCCUUCAUUCCGGCAUUGUAUAAGCCCGCAGCACUUCUACCCAUUGCGCGACACAAAGCAAGCCUCUUGUAUCUGGUCGAGACAUACCCGGUCACCAUCGUGGUUGGUCAAACCGGAAGCGGGAAAACAACUCAACUUCCCCAAUAUCUCGAUCAAGCAGGUUGGUGUGAGGAUGGAAAGGUCAUUGCCGUUACCCAGCCCCGACGUGUGGCUGCCACUACGGUUGCUACGCGAGUUGCAGAAGAGAUGCGCUGCAAAGUCGGAGAAGAAGUAGGCUACUCAAUCCGAUUUGAGGAUUUGACCUCUGCUGCAACCAGGGUAAAGUUUCUUACCGAUGGAAUGCUGCUUCGUGAAGCUUUAGUCGAUCCUCUCUUGUCCCGUUACUCGGUUAUUAUGGUUGACGAGGCUCAUGAGAGAUCGCUGAGUACCGAUGUACUCCUUGGGAUAUUAAAAAAAAUCCUUAGGAAACGUCCAGAGCUUCGUGUCAUUAUUAGCAGUGCAACAUUGCAAGCGGAGGAUUUUCUGAAAUUCUUUGCUGGGGAUGAGUAUAAACCUGACGCAGAACCCUCUGACCUUGGCGGUGCAGUGGGCAGAAUUAUCAGCAUAGAAGGCAGGAUGUAUCCCGUGGAUACAUUAUUCCUGGAUUCUCCAGCGGAGGACUAUGUUGAGAGGGCUGUCAAAACAGUAUUUGAUAUUCACACACAGGAGGCAGAAGGCGACGUUCUUGUUUUCUUGACGGGCAGAGAAGAGAUUGAUCGAGCAAUUCAAUUGAUAUCCGAGCGAGCUGCAUCUCUGCAUCCAAAAUCCCCUACUUUGCUCCCGCUGCCGCUGUAUGCCGGUCUUACUACAGAUCAGCAAAUGUACGUCUUCGAGCCGACUCCGGAGAACACACGGAAAGUUAUUGUGUCAACCAACAUUGCGGAAGCCUCGGUCACAAUUGAUGGAAUCGUGUAUGUCAUCGACUGUGGGUUCGCUAAGCUCCGGGCUUACAACCCUAGUACUGGGAUCGAGACCUUGACAGGAGUUCCGAUUUCAAAGGCCUCAGCUACUCAACGAGCUGGACGUGCAGGAAGAACAAGACCUGGAAAAUGUUUUCGCCUUUAUACACAACAAACAUACGAGCAACUCCCUGAAGCGACCAUCCCAGAAAUUCAGCGAGCAAAUCUUGCUCCUAUCGUCAUGCAACUUAAAGCAUUGGGUAUCGAUAACAUCGUUCGAUUCGACUUUCUGACACCACCACCUGCGGAAUUGGUCAUUCGAGCCUUGGAACUUUUGUUUUCUCUUGAUGCAGUCGAUGACUAUGCCAAACUCACUAAACCACUGGGUAUGCGGAUGGCAGAGCUUGCAGUAGACCCUAUGAUGGCCAAGGUUUUACUUGCUGCCCCUGCAUUCAAAUGCUUGAGUGAGAUUCUUUCCAUUGCAGCCAUGGUCAGUCUUCAGGGGACUGUAUGGGUACAACACAACGACAACAAAAAAGCUGCAGAGAGUCACCGACGUAAAUUUGCUGUCGAAGAAGGUGAUCAUCUCACUUACUUGAACGUGUAUCAGGCAUUUGUCACAAAAGGCAAAAAGGAUUCAAAAUGGUGUCGUGACAACCUGUUGAACUACCGGGCAUUACAACGAGCAGUGAGUGUUCGUGGCCAGUUGAAACGGUAUCUUGAACGCUUCGGUAUUCAAGUCGAUGAGACUUUAUCGUCUCACCAGCAUACUGUCGAUCCAAGCAAACAGCCGGAACAGAUACAGCGUUGUCUCUCAACUGGUUACUUUGCUCAUGCUGCCAAAAUGCAGCCAGACGGAACUUUCAAGACCGUUAGUGGGGGACUCACCCUUCAUGCUCACCCUAGUUCCUUGAUGUUUAACCGAAAAGCAGAUUGGGUGAUUUUUCAUGAAAUUAUGCAAACCGGCGACAAGACCUACAUCCGCGACAUCACUAAGAUUGAAAAAAGCUAUCUCUUGGAAUAUGCACCGGAAUAUUAUAGGGUGACCUAG